GAAUCUUGCCUGCACGUAAACUUUAUUCAGAGAUUGAUACAGAGUCAUUUUUCGUGGGUGGGGUUCAGUUGAGGUCGCCAAGGAACGAUGAGUUCGGAGGGUGUGAAGGAAGAUUGUCUUGGUUGGGCUGCCAGAGAUCCUUCUGGACUUCUCUCCCCCUACAAAUUCAGCCGCAGGACUGUGGGAAGCGAUGACGUCUCGAUUAGGAUCACGCACUGUGGAGUGUGCUAUGCAGAUGUUGCUUGGACUAGGAAUGAGCAUGGAGACUCCAAGUAUCCUCUGGUGCCAGGAUACUGCUUCAGGAUACCAGAAAACUACCCGUUGGCUUUAGCAGCACCAUUGCUCUGUGCUGGAAUCACUGUAUACACUCCAAUGAUGCGUCACAAGAUGAACCAACCUGGUAAGUCUCUAGGCGUGAUUGGACUCGGUGGGCUCGGUCACAUGGCAGUUAAGUUUGGGAAGGCUUUUGGACUGAAAGUCACAGUGUUCAGUACAAGCAUUUCUAAAAAGGAGGAAGCACUGAACUUGCUUGGUGCUGACCAUUUCGUUGUCUCAUCUGACCAAGAACAGAUGAAGGCCAUGGCUAAGUCUUUGAACUUUAUAAUCGAUACGGCAUCCGGCGAUCACCCGUUCGAUCCUUACAUGUCUCUUUUGAAGACGGGUGGCAUUCUGGCAUUGGUUGGGUUCCCAAGUGAAGUUAAAUUCAGUCCAGGAAGCCUUAACAUCGGUAUGAAAACUGUUUCGGGUAGCAAAACGGGAGGAACAAAGGAUAUCCCAAAAAUGAUGGACUUCUGUGCGGCGCAGAAAAUAUACCCAAAGAUCGAAUUGAUACCGAUUGAUUAUGCCAAUGAAGCCCUCGAGAGGCUCAUCAAGAGAGAUGUGAAGUACAGGUUUGUCAUCGACAUCGAGAACUCCCUAAAAUGUCGCCUUAUCGGGAAGGAGGGAUCUUUUCUAGGCAAAAGAAAUCAUAAGGAGAGGGAAAAUGGAAGACAGAAAGCAUUAAGCAGAGUUGUAUGUACUUUUCUUGCCCAGUGGGCAAUAAAUUCUACAUCCAUCACAUGCCUUAGUCGCGAAUCUAUUGUUGAAAUAAUCGGAAUUGUUAUGUCGUGUUACUUACCUGUAAUAUAUUUAGAAAUUAAGUUCUUAGAAAAAUUGGCUUCUUUAGUCCCCCGAAUCUAUAUUUGA
Messenger RNA from Syzygium oleosum, 1185 nucleotides. RefSeq names its product probable cinnamyl alcohol dehydrogenase 1. The transcript is spliced from 7 exons. The coding region runs from base 88 to 1185 and encodes 365 amino acids. Gene Ontology annotation, molecular function: oxidoreductase activity, acting on the CH-OH group of donors, NAD or NADP as acceptor. NCBI's taxonomy places the organism in Eukaryota, Viridiplantae, Streptophyta, Magnoliopsida, Myrtales, Myrtaceae. The record is from RefSeq and is a predicted model, not a curated record.